This is a messenger RNA of Acanthopagrus latus (yellowfin seabream), 1839 nucleotides long. RefSeq names its product chemokine-like protein TAFA-2. The transcript is spliced from 5 exons. Bases 679 to 1077 code for a protein of 132 amino acids. The record is from RefSeq and is a predicted model, not a curated record. Gene Ontology annotation, molecular function: receptor ligand activity. NCBI's taxonomy places the organism in Eukaryota, Metazoa, Chordata, Actinopteri, Spariformes, Sparidae.
AGUGCCCUGCCGUCUUCAUACGAGGCCGCGGCCACCCAGCUAUCAUCGUCUGAAGCCGGGGUGAGAUGAACGUCUGCGCUCCUUCCUGCCACCACCGCGCUCCUCCACUGGGUGGCGCUGAGACACCGGCAGCAUCAGCACCAUCCUCCUCCUCCACUCUCCCCCUCACUGACAUGAAUCCGGCUCCUCUCUCAUCCCUCGAACACCUCAAAUCCAUUUCUCCAACUGCACGAAGACAGUUGCCAAAAACACGAGUGCGGCCGGUACCUGGCGGCAGGAUUGUAAAAGACAACCCAGAGCGCGUCAUGCCCGAGUCCAGAAACUCUGAGGGUCGGUCCGGCGCGGUGUCCAGCUGCUGAGGCGCUCUGGAAGGAUGACGGGAAGUUGCGAGUCAGAGCCUGAGGACCAGCAACUUUUAUAGACUUUCAAGUCCACCAAGCCUGCAAGUCUCCAGCAGCACCCCCAUCCGCACCCCCACUCCCUGAUCCAGACUUGUGUUCACUCAGGGAUCCGUGCGUCUGGAGAGCUCUGACAGAACACCAAGUGUUUGUAGGUGAUGUGUUGUCGGGGGCGUCCUGAAGCGACGAGGAAAUGGCAUUUCUGGUUUUUGUGGUUGACAAUGGAGAAUAAAUGAAAGAAGGGACGUUUCAGGGGAUUAAUUGACAGCACAACGACAGAAUGCGGGAGAGAGACCUACAGAGCAUGUGCAGAAGGGCGCUGCUGCUGACCGUCUGUAUGGUGUCUCUCUGGGGACAACUGACCAGCGCCUCGUCACACAGAAGCCACAUAGUUCAUGUGAAAGCGGGAACCUGUGAGGUAAUUGCUGCGCACCGAUGCUGCAACAAGAACAAGAUCGAAGAGAGAUCCCAGACUGUCAAAUGCUCCUGCUUCCCUGGACAGGUGGCAGGAACAACAAGAGCGGCUCCAUCUUGUGUAGACGCAUCCAUAGUUGCACAGAAGUGGUGGUGCCAGAUGCAUCCCUGCAUGGAUGGGGAAGAGUGUAAAGUGCUGCCAGAUCUCAAAGGAUGGAGCUGCAGUACAGGAAACAAAGUCAAGACAACCAAGGUCACACGAUAGUCGUCUGUUACCGGGAUAACCUUGUUUUGGACUUCAACAAGGUCUUCAACAAGCACCGUUGGACAUUUGGAUAUCACCCGUUAUGAGGAUUGGUGGAAAAACAGGGACCAACGAGGACAAUAAUCAUGGACAUUCCACUGAACGAAUGGAAGAAGAAGGACCAGGGAGCGUCAUAAGACUGCAUAUUGAAAAAAAAAAUAAUAUCCUGACUUUAGAUGCAGCGUCAACAGUAGCUGUCUCUGAACUCUACUGCCCACCAAUUCUCUCUUUGUAUUAUAGUUUUAUUCCUAUGGACAAGAAGACUCAACCAUGAAGAUAUUUAUUGACUAAAAGACUGCGGAUUACACCAGAUUUAAAAAAGAAAGAAAAACACCCCUAAAACAAAAAACUAUGUGAUGUGAAACUUUUGUGUUAUUUUCUUGCCACAGGACUCUUGAUGCGUGUUCUGUGUUGACGAUCUAGUGAGAUCAUGAGCAUUUUCAUUCCUUUUAGCCUUAUGCAGCAGAUAUCUCUUCUUUUUUUUGUUGAUUUUGAAAGUGUUUGGCUUUCUUAAGUUUGUUAGGAUGUCAAGUCUUCUUUUUUAAAGACAAGAGACGAUGCCACAACAACAAAACCCUGAAGAUAUGUAACGAUGUUGGACUACAAAGUCACCGAGCGUCGACACAGCUGAGUUCUGCCAAAAUGUUUUAAUGGUAUCUGUUGUUUUCAAAGCCUGGUGACUACUAUUGAUUACAAAUGUCGAUAUUAUCUCAAUAAAUCUAA